Cokeromyces recurvatus is the source of this 1691-nucleotide messenger RNA. RefSeq names its product peptidase S8/S53 domain-containing protein. Gene Ontology annotation, biological process: proteolysis. The transcript is spliced from 3 exons. Gene Ontology annotation, molecular function: serine-type endopeptidase activity. Bases 98 to 1564 code for a protein of 488 amino acids. The record is from RefSeq and is a predicted model, not a curated record. Lineage: Eukaryota; Fungi; Mucoromycota; Mucoromycetes; Mucorales; Mucoraceae.
GUUUUUUUUUUAUUAUUAUCUUUUUUUAACAAAUCCUUUCCCUUCCCUUUUUUAUCGACUUAUUUGACAUAAGUUACUUAUUUAUUUAAUUAAAACAAUGGUUAAAAGCGCAUUUAUUCUCUUUGCUAUCUCCUGCUUAACUGCAAUCUCUACUGCUGCUCCUGUAGACACUAAAACUUCUGCUUUAGUCCCCAAUGGCAACUAUAUUAUUCAAUUAAACAAGGAAACUUGUAUCAAGCACUUCGUCCCUAAAUUCAUGGAUGGUGUAUUGGAUCUCUUCACUAAGCACCAUAAUUUAACCAAUGUCGAAAAGAGAGGUAAUCGUAUUGUUCGUCGUGACACUGGUGAUGAACAAGUCAAUAUCUUUGAUGCCUACGACAUCGGAGGUUCCUUCAAGGGUAUUGGUGUCAAGCUUGAACAUGUUGACCUUGUUAAGAGUUUGUUAUCUGUAUUCAACCAAGAUAUCAUUAAUAUUGUACCUGACAUGGAUGUCAAGUUUAAUUUGCCCAGUAUGAAGGCUUCAUCCUCAAAGCGUCUUGAUAGAAGAGAGGCUCUUACUCGUGUUGGUAAUUUUAAUUAUGAUCAUUAUGAUCAUGAUGAGAACUGUCCUUUAGGUACUAAGAAGAAGGUUGCUCCUAUCUCUGCUGCUAAGCCUAACGCUAAUGUCACUGCUUCCGCUACCUAUUCUUCUCAAUCCAAUCCUGAAUGGAAUUUGGCUCGUGUCUCCCAACAUACUCGUGACUAUACUAAACCCUACGUUUAUGAUUCAACUGCUGGCUCUGGAAGCUAUGUUUACGUUGUUGAUGAUGGUAUGCAUACUACUCACACUGAUUUUGGAAACCGUGCUACUUGGGGUUAUACCGCUUAUAGUGGUAUUUCACGUCUCGGUGGAGGUCAUGGUACACACGUCUCUGGUAUCAUUGGUGGCACUACCUAUGGUGUCGCUAAGAAGACCAACUUGAUCGCUGUUCAAGUCUUGGAUGAAGAUGGUAGUGGUGCCAUUUCCGCCAUCUUAUCUGGUCUUCAAUGGGUUACUAACAAUGCUGCCGCUCGUAAGGGUAAGGCUGUUAUCAACAUGUCUCUUGGUAUGGAAACCGAUGGAAACUUUACCGGUGUCUUGAAGACCUUUACUGAUGCUCUCUCUGCUGUUGUUGAUGCUGGUAUCCCCAUUAUCGCUGCUGCUGGUAACUCUAAUACGGAUACUUGUAAAACUUUGCCUGCUGGUAACAGUGAUGUCUUUGCUGUUGCUUCCUCUAACAAGAAUGAUUACUUGUCAACUUUCAGUUGUUGGGGAACCUGUGUUCAAAUCAUCGCCCCCGGUGAGAGUAUCAAGAGUACUUACAUUAGCUCUACUACCUCUACUACCACUAUGUCUGGUACCUCUAUGGCCUCUCCUCAUGUUGCUGGUGUCGCUGCCUUGUUGUUGCCUACCCUCUCUAACCCUACCCCUGCCAAUCUUUACGCUAAACUUACUUCAAUUGCUACCAAGAACGCUAUCACUUCUGCUCUCAAGGGCACCCCUAACCUCUUGUUGUUCAAUGGUCAACAAUUAAACUCUGAUUAAAUUCUACCUUUCCCUCUCUUAUUUUGAUAUGCUAGUGUAACAUAAAAUGCUGUACGACUAUUAAUAUCUUUUCUAAUAAAUAAAUCAGCAACAUACAUUGAGUGUUGCUUGUUUAAUUUAUUUUCCU